Prunus armeniaca (apricot) is the source of this 399-nucleotide messenger RNA. The record is from the annotation of a GenBank genome assembly. Lineage: Eukaryota; Viridiplantae; Streptophyta; Magnoliopsida; Rosales; Rosaceae.
AUGUAUCCAGUGGUACCGUCUGGGCAGAUGACUUGGAUACGAGAUGGUCCCAAGCGUUUGAAUGCUAAGAAUAUCACCGAGGCCAUUGACAGCACAUGCAGCUUAAGUGUUUUCGGAUUGCAGACAGAUUACAUUGAUCAUUGGCCUGAUCGCCUGGGCUUCUGCACCUGUGCCAUAGCAGUUCAUGAAUGUCUGCAGUACUCCUUGUUCUACAAGGAAAAUUAUUUUGAACCAGCAUUUGGAUACGUUGAUAUUGCAGGGAAGUACAGUGUUCAUCCAGUAUCUCUUGCAAUAGGUUCGACACCUCUCCCUCCAAUUCUUUAUAGUUUCUUCAUGUUCUUAUCCACGUUAGGACUCUGGUUUGGAGACUUAAUGGGGGUCCUGCAGAUGCUAGGUUGA